AUAUAUACGACCUGGGAUAUCAUUUUUAGGGUUAGGGUUUUUCUUCGGCGGCUCGCUCUUCUUCUUCCUAUUUUUCUCGGAGCUCACGAAGCCUUUGUUUCAGUCGAAGAAGCUCUCUACUUUCAGCAACCAUGGGGAAGACACGUGGUAUGGGAGCGGGACGGAAGUUGAAGUCCCACCGUAGAAGGCAAAGGUGGGCUGAUAAAUCGUACAAAAAAUCUCACCUUGGUAAUGAGUGGAAGAAGCCAUUUGCUGGGUCUUCCCACGCCAAGGGUAUUGUUCUUGAAAAGAUUGGUAUUGAGGCCAAGCAACCUAACUCAGCCAUCAGAAAAUGUGCUCGAGUUCAGUUGAUUAAAAAUGGGAAGAAGAUAGCAGCUUUUGUGCCUAAUGAUGGUUGCUUAAACUACAUUGAAGAAAAUGAUGAAGUGUUGAUUGCAGGGUUUGGACGUAAAGGCCAUGCCGUUGGAGAUAUUCCUGGAGUCAGGUUCAAGGUUGUGAAGGUGUCUGGUGUGUCUCUUCUGGCCCUCUUCAAGGAGAAGAAGGAGAAGCCCAGGUCUUAAUUUAUCGGUGGACUUGUAUUGCCAACUCUUUUAAUGUUUGAUUAGAGAAUGAUGCUUUAGGAACUCUUCAUGUUGAGAGUGAAUUUUGUGAACGUUUUAGUUCUCUAUUUUGCAGUAUCUAAGAGUCCCAUUUGGGUAUUAACUGUCAGGUUUAUGUUUUACUUAAAGAUAGACCAAAUUACUUGGUUUAUGUUCUUCCUU
Molecule: messenger RNA, 761 nt
Organism: Telopea speciosissima
Lineage: Eukaryota; Viridiplantae; Streptophyta; Magnoliopsida; Proteales; Proteaceae
Product: 40S ribosomal protein S23
Exons: 4
Coding region: 132-560 (142 amino acids)
Biological process (GO): translation
Cellular component (GO): ribosome; cytosolic small ribosomal subunit
Molecular function (GO): structural constituent of ribosome
Source: RefSeq, a predicted model, not a curated record